AUGUCAUCUUCCCUGGUCGAGCGGCAGCGGUUACCGCCUGAACUCAUUCUGAACAUCAUUGAGAGCCUCCUCCCGUCGAAUGAAUCGUCAAUCUUGCCUGCAUCCCAUAGUGCAACGAAAGCUCUGAUAUCCUUCAGUCGGGUCUCCCGCUCGACAUAUGACUUUAGCACCCGCCUACUUCGCAAGCGAUGCAUGCACAUCGACUCGACAAGCCGCCUGAGUCUGCUCCUGCUCAGCCUCUUCUCCCCCUCGCCCAGGACUCUCCCGCCGACUCUGUCACUCAAAUCCAUCACAUCUCUCUACCUCAGCCCCUUUGGAAAGUCGCUCGAUGAUAAACCGACGGCGAUGUGGGUGCGCGAGCUCUUUUGUGAGGUCUGCGACACCCUCAAACGCCUCAUCGUCGAUAUGCCGUUCGGGACGUUGUCCGGCUACGACGACCAUCUCGAUGUCAGACCGACUCUGACGGACGGAUUCCAGAGGCUUUCCAAGUUGGAGGAGCUUAUAUGCCUUCGAGACUAUCCGGCUCUGACUUUUAUGCAACAGACCUUUACCGUCAACUGCUGGAGCCUAUGGCCCAAUCUGAGGCGGGUACUAUUGUUUAAUGCCCCCAUGUCGAGCCAUUGGCUCUGGUAUGACAUUGCAAACACCGCCCAGCUCGAGCAGGUCAUCCUCGCGCGGCCGCUCGUGCCGCCGCGGAUCAAUAUCAAAGACGACUACUAUCACAUGCUGAACAGCUAUGACCACUUGGUACCCCGGAAGAUCAAGAUCGUGCUAGCCGAUGUGGAAAGCGACCUCCCGGAAAUAGAGACGACGAGAUGGGACGAAUAUGACCCCGAGGGACUGCUGGCCAUUGAGAAAUACGACAUCCCAACGUCCUUUUACGGGGAUGAGAACGCCACUGAUUUGUGCUGUGACUGGGUCAAAAUGGCAGCAUUGAAUGGUUCAAUUUGGGACUGGAAAAGCCACCCAGUGGACAGUCCGCCCGUUGAAGGAGUAUAG
This is a messenger RNA of Colletotrichum orchidophilum, 999 nucleotides long. RefSeq lists its product as uncharacterized. The record is from RefSeq and is a predicted model, not a curated record. NCBI's taxonomy places the organism in Eukaryota, Fungi, Ascomycota, Sordariomycetes, Glomerellales, Glomerellaceae. The coding region runs from base 1 to 999 and encodes 332 amino acids. The transcript has a single exon.